Messenger RNA from Pipistrellus nathusii (Nathusius's pipistrelle), 264 nucleotides. Lineage: Eukaryota; Metazoa; Chordata; Mammalia; Chiroptera; Vespertilionidae. The record is from the annotation of a GenBank genome assembly.
AUGCGGCCCCUGCUGUGCGCUCUGGCCGCGCUCGCCCUGCUCCGCGCCGCGGGCGCCGACGCCGCCGACCCCUCCAGAGGAGACGCAGCUCGGAGCACGGGGUGUGACACACACCUGGCUGUCCUCAGCCGCUUGGACGUCCUAGAGGAGAUCAUCAGUGAGGCGGGAGGUGGAGAAGCCCAGCAGCUGGAAGUAAUAGCCCUGCCCGACAGCUCUCCUCUGAGCCUUGCCUCUGGCCUUCCGUCCUCAGCUUUGUGCGAAUAA